Molecule: messenger RNA, 5855 nt
Organism: Rhopilema esculentum
Lineage: Eukaryota; Metazoa; Cnidaria; Scyphozoa; Rhizostomeae; Rhizostomatidae
Product: putative skeletal organic matrix protein 5
Source: RefSeq, a predicted model, not a curated record
AGACAUUUACAUAUUGAUUUCAAUACCCGCCUAAAUAAAGCACUUGAUUAUAAUGAUAAUGGGAUACGUUCCUGACUGGAUCGACAAUCUGCAUGAAAACGCUGCAGUUUCCAAACAGCUUAGUACAAUUAAAUCUAGGAAGAAUUCAUAAAGAAGCCUACCUUAGAUCAGCUCAAAACACAAAGUAUUUUGUCCAGAUUCGGGAGUGAAUAACUAUGCAGAUGCAGGAAUUUCUGAAAUAUAUAUUUGCGUUAAUGCUUGCUGAGGUCUCAUUGGCAGGCCAAGACCCUAACAGAGAUCAGGGUUAUGCAGAAAAUAUCUUCCUUGAUGUGAAAUUUGAAUGUUCAAAUGCUGAGAAGAAGCUAUAUUCGGUUGCCAGUGAAAUUCAAUGUCACCAUCGAUGUCUCCGAAAUGAGCAAUGCGCUCUUUUGAACUACAAACAGGCCAGCGGCGAAAAUGGUAACAUCGAAAACUGUGAAAUUUUCGGCUUAUCCAAACACGAUAGUAGUUGUCAGUCUGUUGAAGGCAUGACUGGAUGGAAAGCAGUUAUAUUUAAGCGAUUGAAUGUCACUCUCCCAACACCAGUUGAACCAGUGUAUGAAGAUUGCAAGGAUGCCUAUCAAAAAAACAUGGCGGCUGUCAGUGGAGUAUAUAGUCUUAAAGAUGGGAAGCAUCAUUGUAUCAUGGAGAAUCUGGAAGGGUGUGGUGAAGGUGGCUGGACAUUAGCAUUGAAAAUGAAUGGAAGCAUGGGAACUUUCGAGUUUUCUUCAUUGCUGUGGAAGAACAAUGAAACCUACAACACAGAAGAGGGUCUAAAAUCGUUCCUUUCAUUUGAAGCUAAAUUCCCGGCAUUCAAUUUGCUUCGUUGCGAGAAGUUGUGCAUGGGUAUGUAUCGCAAUAACUCUAUGAAAUGGAUUGGCCUAAAUUUUAAUGAAACGUCUUUGGGCGGUAACUCCACUCUGCAAGAUAUCUUUAAAAAUGAAGUUUAUGUUUCAACGGCUCUCGGGCGUUCUACCUGGAAGGGUUUUGUUGCUGACUCGUCCUUGCAGUCAUACUGUGAUCGUGAAGGGUUUAAUGUCAAAGGCGAUGGAAACGAACUCAAAAUUCGGAUCGGCUUAGCAGCCAAUCAAGAAGCGAACUGCUUAACACCAGAGUCAUACAUCGGGUUUGGAUCAACUAUGGUAUCUUUAUGCAAUCCAGCAAUUAUACCAAUAUCUUGUGGCAAUUUCGCCGCUUGCUUUGCUGACAACGGAGAUAAAAGUUAUCCUGUGAUGGGAUUUUUACUUGUCAAAUGAUCACUCAUUUUUCAAAUAUGACUAAUUUAAUUUUACUUCUUAUCACUCUCUUUUGAUUUGCCGCGUUUUAUAUAAACUUUUGUUGUGUGACCUUGUGUUCCGUUAUGUGGUGUUGUGUUGUUUCUUGUCGCAUCGUGUUGUGUUGUGUCGCGUCGUGUCGUGUUGGCUUGUUUCGUGUCAUGUUGUAUUUUGUGUAUUUGUUAUGUUGUAUUGAACUUUGUUUGUUGUAUUUCAUUGCCUUUUGUCAUAAUUUUAUCCUGUACAAUUCUAUCCAAUUCGAAUCAUCACAAGGGUACUCUCUGAAAAGUUUAUUAUUGCAAGGCCUAUUCACGAAACAAAUUAUCUUAAUAUUUUAUUAAAGUCGCUCACAUAAAAGUAAGUCUUUUUUCAAGGUACUAGCUAUAUAUCAAAAGGUACCUGAAAAUGUUUACUAUUAUACCCUUACCACAAUGCACAAAGUUGCCCUACUAGCAAGUAAUAAAACACUGCCGCUGUGCAUGUCAUCAACAUAUAAAGGAUAAUUAAUGUAAAUGAUAUAGUCCAGUUAUUAGUUGAUUUAUAGGACUAGUUUGUUAUUGUAAAAAUCUAAGAAAUGACUGGAGCAACAAGGGUAAUUGGUGUAUGAUAUGCAAGUGAUGCAAAAAAAAUUACAUUUAGGCCCAAAUAUUAUUUGUAAAAUUUCUUAUUGCAACAUGCUGAUACUGGUGCUACAUAAAAACAAAAUACAGGUACUCACAGGGCAAGAUAGCAUCUUAUUACGAAGCACAUUUGAUUCAGAUACACUCAGCUGUAUCAUAAAUGUUAUUAAAUCCCUGAUCUUUAAAUAUAAUCACAGUAAAAUCAUUCUAAAUGAAUAAAUAUCUAGGUCUCUGUUGGGUAAAGGUAUAAAGAUAUCAUGAACAUUCUACUUUUGAAUUUUACCUUCUUUGUAGAUGCUUUACGUUCUAGAAAGAAGUUAUAAGGAUAAUUAUGAAGCAGUAAGUCCUUGCUGUCUUUGCAGCUGCCUCUUUGGCUUUGAUACUGUAGAUUGCCACUUAUUCUCCUUCUUAGAACUUUGUCAUUUUCAGCAAAAAAUAUUUCUUUUUGUACAUCGUUUUUUUAUUUUCUUUGUUUUCCUCCUUCCCUCCUCCUUUUUUCUUAUUUUUUCAAAAUUCUUUAUCUUCUUAUUCUUCAAUUUUUUCUUUUUUCUAGUUUUUCAUCUUCACUUUUUCUUUUACUUCUUUUUCAUAUUAUACUUAAUAUUCUUCUCCUUUGUCACGUUCUUUUUAUUAUUUGUCUUCUUUUGUUUUUACCUCCUUCGGCUCUUUUCAUCUCUUUCGUUUUCAAAUUCUUCAUCUUGUAGCAGCCAAAAAAUUUUCAAGAGGCUGUCCCAGCAACUUUCAAUUUCCCACCAUUAAGAAUUUUUCUUUUAAGACUUUAAAACCACCACGUAGCGGUCUUCAGCGAGACCAGAGCUAUUGUUUUCUGAAGCGGUGUGUCCGUUGUCUGGAGUAAAUACGUUCAAGUCCUCGACCACAGGAAUGAAAUUUUUGAUUAUUUGUCCGAAGUUUGAUCUCCGUUCAAGGGUGUUUACUGUUUUGUAUUGUCUUUAUCUUGUUUUAGUUCAUUAAUUUUGAUGUACUUUAAACAAUUUGGGUAUUUUGCUAAUCAGCUCCAUCUACGUCUAUCUUGAGACCUUUUUACUUCAUUUCAUUCAUAUCUUUCCAUUCAUUUUCUUCAACUUUCUAUCAUAGUUGUUUUAAAGCUCCUGUUUGCCUUAAGUACUUUACGUUAAUCAAGGGCCUACCUUAACUUAGGUUUCAAUGUCUUCUGCCAUUGAAAUAUCUGUAUUUUUGUUGCUUAUCUUCCUUUUGGUCCUGGAUUAUCUAAGUAUGUAUUUAAGAUUAGCUUCUGCAUCUGAAACCAACUGCUCGUAAUCCCCUCAUCAAGAUUCGAUGAUUUCAUCGCACUGUUGUACUCACUAGGUAUUCCAACCCCAAACCAAUACUCCUAUUCAAUAUUUAUAGCAUUAGGUCGUAGCUCAAUUCUCUACUCAUCAUUAUUUGGAUCUUAGUAUUCUUCGUUUAUGGAGAAGAGCAGAUGAAAAAUCCCACAAAAGCCUUGUAUUUAUGUAUCUUUGUUUGAUUGUUAUUAUCUUUUUAGCAUAAACUAUGCCAUGCCCCACAAGUGCACGCUGUCAGGUGUUCCAUGACUGUAUCUAUAUAACCUUUUGAUAGUGGAAACAGCUUGAAAACUAUGAACUGCUGGGUGCUGUGGGAUUCUCCAGUCAUAAUAUUCUGCUUUUAUUAUUUUUAAAGAAGGUUAUAAAUCAGGAAGCUUAGGUUUUUGAUACCUCUAGGUUUUACCAAGAGCAUAUUGGCUCUAUUUAUGUCAGUCACAUAUACAUGAUUUCAUAUUCAUCUAUAACUUUUCAGCUAUGUUAGGGUUCCUCAAUUUCACUUAACACUACAUACAAAACUGCUAGCCAAAUUUUGGCGUGAAAUAACCCCCGAUCGUUCUGUUUUACAUUGUAUGGGACGCAAAUGUUACAGUUGAAAGGGAAGUUCUCUACCCAUUUAAAUUAUCGUUGUUCGAGCGAAUGCGUUUUGGGUCAUAGUUCGAAUUAUAAUGAAGCAGUGAUUAAACACUAGCGAAAAAUAUAUGCUGCAGCAACCAAUCAAUCAACCAACCAGCCAUACCAACCAAUCAGUCAAUUAAUUAAUGAAUGACCCGUGUCAAGUCAGCUAAAUGCUAUUAGAAAUGGCUUUUAAAAAGCAAGCAUUUUGAAGCAUACUGAAACUUUUUGUCUGACAUCUCUUCAGAGUAUAAAACUUCAAAGUAUUGAACAAAAACUACUAGUUAGUAAAUUUAUUUGUAUACUCAGCUGUAAAAAAAAUUGCUGUUUACCAGUCUGUCAUUAAGUGCUCGAUACCGUAUAGUCAGAGCUGUACACGCUAUUUUGUGUAUAGAAUCAAGACGGUUGCAAGUUGCUACUCCGAGUAUACAUAAUUAUGGAUUUCUGCCAAAAAAUGUACGAAGAUUAUUGGCAUAACCAAAAAGAUACCUCCCUUCUUUCCCAGUAUAGAAAAUGAGUUAUAAUUUAUCGACACUUUUCACGAAAAUAUUGGUACAAAAUUAACAGUCGAUAUAUUUUUGCUCUGUUUCCAACUUCCGCUUCCUUUACUCCUGUUUCUCGGUUGUCGCUCGAUUUUCAAUAAUUGCCAAAGUUGUUUUAAUGAUUAUUGAGUAGGCAUCUUCAUGUAAAUUAUACUCCCUUUUUUCUCGCGCCGAGGCUGUAUAUAAAGAUUUAUUGCAUUGUGGCUUACAUGCUCUUAUAAGUAUGUGAUGCAAGUGAGAAGAGAUGGUCACCACAGGGGUCACAAAAUUGACUGGUGAGCGUAUUUUCUUUGCUUUGACAUUGCUUUGAUUCUCAGUGCUUUGACUUUGCAAAUUCCAGAAUUUUUCUAGCAGGUUUGACAUUUUUUUCUCAUAUGUAACUGCAGUAUAUCAUAAUUUCUGUAUUUUUAUGAAGCUUUCUGUUCAAUGUACCAUUUCUGGACAGUUCUCAAGAACAGUUCAUUUCUCAUCCCAGAUUAAGACAAUACAAAUUAGUCAUAACGCAUUGUCUCCACUAGCCUUGAGAUGGCUUUUUGUCGUAAAACAAGUGAUGGAAGUUCAUCUACGUAAGCAUUUGCCACAAUGAUCUUAUCUUGAAAAUGUUGUUACGAAGGAACACUAAUUGAUUCAAAGCCUUAUCAGCAAAGGAAAUAUUUCAUGGUGUAUCGAAUAUUUGAAAUAGUUACGCUCUUGGCCCCGGAUAUGAACGCCCUUAAUCAGAUUCAAGAAAGGCAUAGUGUAUAAAAAUAGGCUUUUACAUUCACACGAAGCCGAAUAUUCUUUAUGAUCGUUAGAGAAUUAGAUCUAGCAGGGUUCCUGCAUGUGUUUUUGUUGUAGCUCGUAUUGGCUGUCGACCUGCUGUAUUAAGGCUUAGGCAGCGUUUACACGAGACCGGUUCCAUUUGGAACCGUACUAAAAUGAGCACGGUUAGGCCUUCGUUUACACAGGACCCGUCUGAACCGUUCCAAAUGGAACUGCUAGCCGUAUCAAAACGGGAUCGCUUAGAAAAAAGUCCCAUUUGGAACCGUACUAAAAUGAGCACGGUUAGGCCUUCGUUUACACAGGACCCGUCUGAACCGUUCCAAAUGGAACUGCUAGCCGUAUCAAAGCGGGAUCGCUUAUAAAAAAGUCCCAUUUGCAACCGUACUAAAAUGAGCACGGUUAGGCCUUCGUUUACACAGGACCCGUCUGAACCGUUCCAAAUGGAACUGCUAGCCGUAUCAAAACGGGGUCGCUUAGAAAUAAGUCCCAUUUGGAACCGUACUAAAAUGAGCACGGUUAGGCCUUCGUUUACACAGGACCCGUCUGAACCGUUCCAAAUGGAACUGCUAGCCGUAUCAAAACGGGAUCGCUUAGAAAAAAGUCCCAUUUGGAACCGUACUAAAAUGAGCACGGUUAGGCCUUCGUUUACACAGGACCCGUCUGAACCGUUCCAAAUGGAACUGCUAGCCGUAUCAAAACGGG